GGCUGCUUGUUGUUCCCGCAGAGAGGCGAGAAGAUGGCGGCCGUGUCAAGCGGAGGUGCUGCUGGGUCCGCUGCGGCCGGGAUUACGCACUCUGCCCGACCGACCCACGCAGGCAUGGGCUCCCAGAACCGAGCUCAGCCGUCCUCCGGGAUCAGCCACUCCAGUCGUACCAGCACGGCCACUGGGUGCAUCACUAAUCCUGGCCACACUUCGGCCACCAGGCCCCCCCCAGCCCGAGUGGGCCACUACGAAAUCGAGCGGACCAUCGGCAAGGGAAAUUUCGCGGUUGUUAAACUAGCCACACACAUCAUUACCAAAGCAAAGGUGGCUAUAAAAAUAGUGGAUAAGACCCAGCUGGACGAUGAGAACCUGAAAAAGAUCUUCAGAGAGGUGCAAAUCAUGAAGUUGCUGAAGCACCCCCACAUCAUCCGCCUCUACCAGGUGAUGGAGACGGAGCGGAUGAUCUAUCUGGUAACAGAGUAUGCUAGCGGUGGAGAGAUAUUUGAUCACCUGGUGGCUCAUGGGCGUAUGGCAGAAAAGGACGCCAGGAGAAAGUUCAAGCAGAUUGUGGCAGCAGUCCAUUUCUGUCACUGCCGCAACAUCGUCCAUAGAGACCUGAAGGCUGAGAAUCUGCUGCUGGACCACAACCUCAACAUCAAAAUCGCAGAUUUUGGCUUCAGUAACCUGUUUUCUCGAGGCCAGCUGUUAAAGACAUGGUGUGGCAGCCCUCCAUAUGCUGCACCAGAGCUCUUUGAGGGCAAGGAGUAUGACGGACCCAAAGUAGAUAUAUGGAGCUUGGGUGUGGUGUUAUAUGUGUUGGUGUGCGGCGCCCUGCCGUUUGAUGGCAGCACUCUACAAAAUUUGCGGGCACGUGUCCUCAGUGGCAAGUUCCGAAUCCCCUUCUUCAUGUCUACAGACUGUGAGUACUUGAUCAGACACAUGUUAGUGCUGGAGCCCAGUAGAAGGUUGUCCAUGGAGCAGAUCUGUAAGAACAAGUGGAUGAGAUUAGGAGACCCGGACCCUGACUUCGACAGGUUGAUAGCGGAGUGUGAGCAGGUGAAAACGGAGAGAGAGACCGAGCUCAUCAAUGAGCAGGUGCUGAUAGCCAUGUCUGAGAUGGGCCUGGAUCGAGAGCGCACACUGCAGUCCCUACAAACCGAUGCAUACGAUCACUACAGUGCCAUCUACAGUCUGCUGGCUGACCGCCUCAAGAAACACAAGACCCUGCGUGUUGCCCCGCCCACACUGCGCCCCAUUAGCUAUCCUCUUAACGCUGUACAGCAGACUGAUCCACAGGGUAAUCCUGUUAGCAUGACUGUUCCCCAUGUCCAGCUCAUCAACCCAGAGAACCAGAUUGUUGAGCCGGAUGGCAGCAUGGCGCUGGACAGUGAUGAAGGGGAGGAACCAUCUCCAGAGGCCAUGGCUCGCUACCUUUCGAUGAGGCGGCACACUGUGGGGGUACCAGACCAAAGGACAGAGAUGCAGGAGGACCUCCAGAAACUGCCACCAGGUUUCCCUCGUGGUGCAGUGCCCCAGCCCCCCUUCCCCCCACUGGCCCCCACUAUGGGCCAAAUGCACACACUCAUGCCCACGCAGAGCUUGCAGCCCACACAGCAGCUGGAGUACAAGGAGCAGUCGUUGCUGCAGCCACCUACCUUGCAGCUGCUCAACGGCAUGGGGCCUCUUGGUCGAAGAGCUUCCGAUGGCGGGGCCAAUAUUCAACUACACGCUCAACUCCUCAAGCGACCUCGGGGGCCCUCGCCGCUUGUUGCCAGCCCGCACCCUAUCCCUGCGGUAGCUCCGGUGGAUGAGGAGGGUUCAGACGGAGAGCCAGACCAAGAGGCUGUACAGAGGUACCUGGCGAACCGCUGCAAGCGGCACACGACGCACGCGCUCACGAGCACAUCGCAUGGCGAGCCCUCGGCAGAGUCACAGCGGCCCCAGGGCCCCCGCCAGAGGGGGGGCUGGGCCCCCGACACACACACCCGAUCCAGCUAUAAGGACUGUAACACCCUUCAUCUCCCCAUGGAACGCUUCUCACCUGUCAGACGGUUCUCAGACGGCGCCGCCACGAUCCAGGCCUUCAAGGCUCAUCUGGAGAACAGCAGCCUCAUUAAGCAACUCAAACAGGAGUGCGAGCAGCUCCAGAAAAUGUACGCUGCCCAACAGGAUGAGCGAUUCCUGGAGCACACCCAGCAGCAGCAUAUCCUCUACCAGCAAGAGCAACAAAUCCUCCACCAGCAAAUCCAGGGUCUGUCUUUAGGCCAUGGAGAGAGCCAGCCCAGUCAUCUAACCCACCAGCUCCAGAGGUUGCGUAUCCAGCCCUCCAGCCCUCCGCCAACACAUCCCAGCAACCACCUCUUCAGACAGCCCAACCAGAGCCCUCCGCCUGGCUCUGCAGGCAUAAUGCAAGGGCAUGGAGGUCCGUCACCAGUGCAGUACCAGCACGGAACUCCGGCAUUGUAUCAGGGCCAGAGUGGCAGCCCGCCUCCCACGGGCAUGCCUCGAGUCUCUCUACCAACCAAUCAACAAGCAGCAUCUGCUCGCCCCACCGUCCCACUGGCACAGGGUGUACCUCAGCAGCAGCAGGUGACCAUUCAGGUUCAGGAAGUGGAGCUGGGUGCGGCGCAGAGACAGGGCUUUUUGUCCACGCCGGGGGGACACAGAGUCCUCGGGAAGCAGCUGAGCGCAGACAAUGCCGAGUCGCACAGUCGCAGCCUUGGCCGCUUCACAUCAGGCUAUGACCAGGCUCAGUUCAAUCCCCACCUCUUCUCUGGCGACGCCGCCUCCCGGGGAGCCUCUGGGGUUGUCGGCUCCUACAGCCCCUAUCUGCAGGGAGCCUCCCUGAAAGUACCCGGCCUGGAUGGUUACCAGAGCGGGGUGGUGGGGAACAGCAGCUACGGCACCCCCUCUACACUACAGCAGGCCCUGCUCUCCCCAACUCCUUUGGACUACCGCCCCCCACAACAGCACGUCACCCCCACACUGCAGGGCCUCCUGUCCCCCCGCCACUCUUUAACAGGCCACACCGAUCCCAGGCUGCCCCCCCAAGACCUGGCUGCCCUGCUGAAGAGGCAGAGCCCCCGGCCGUGCCCGCCGCCCCCCACACCACCCAGCGGCGCACCCCAAGAGUAUGGAGAGAUGUUGCUGCUCCGCCAGCUGAGCCAAGGUGAGAGCUUGGAGCCGCCGGCACCGCAGGGUUCGUCUGGAGGCCAACACUACCACCACCUCCUCCAGAUUCGACCCCCUGAGGUCCAGCCACAGCAGCACCCGGUCCAGGCACCUUGCCCCAGCUUACCCCACUCAGAGAGCAUGGAGGAGGAUGAGGUGCCGGCUGGCUACCACCACCCACACGAGGGCCUGCUGGUCAAGGCAGGAGAAGGUCAUGAGCUACUGGGGCCUCCCCGAGGAGGCACCCCACCCUACAGCUCCCCUACACACAGGCAUGGUGGCUACAUAAGGAAUGCUCAAGCAGCUAGAGAAUCUGAGCAUGUGGAGUGCAGGCCCCCAGGGCAGGCCAUGGAGGUGCCUGAUCAUAAUGGUGUGGGCUAUUCGCGAGGUCCCCAGGGUGACGCCUAUAGGUCCCGUGGACAGCUACAGCGCCACCACACCAUCCAGACCUGUGACGAUGCCUAUGAUCAGGCGGACCCCAUGUCUGGGAUGAGCCUGCUGGCCGGGAAGGCACUAAGCUCCGCUCGCAUGUCGGACAUUCUCAGCCAAACGUCACUGACAGGAAGCCAGCAGCUGCACCAGCGGGAAGAGUCAGUGUGUGAUGUCGAGGGGGAGCUCCAUGCGGCAGCCUGCUACCCCUCCUCCUGCACCAGUGACAUGCUCCUCAGCUACAAGCCCCCUGACUUGCAGUACAGCAUGGAGCAGGCUGGGGUCUAGCACAGGAAGCGGUCUAUCCUGUGUACAGCAGUCCAUAUCAGCCAUCCUGAGUUGUGUUGACUUGAGUUGAGCAGCAUCACGCCAAACCACCGCCGUCUGCCCACGCGGGAGGCACUCUACGUCCAUCUGUCUGUCUCCAUCGGUCCCUGGGAGGGCAGUCUGCGCGAGAGAGGGGGAGUGUUGGGAGGGUGUAGACAUUAGAGGGGGGGGGGGUCACAGGCGGGGCCUCGGGAUUCAAACGUCAAAGUGCCAUCAUUUUUCUGCACAGACAUCCAGCGUUCAUUGCCACGGGAUGUCUCCUCUUCACCUCCCAUCAUGGGUAGAUUGGGGUUCCACUCCUCCCUCUUUCGACUCGACCCCCUCACCUCCUCCCCCUACAAACCUGGCCCCAAGCCCACCUGCUGCCCUCACCUAAUCCUCCCCUUUCACCCUUGGUCUUCUAUUAACUGUUGGCAUACUUCAUUAUGUGCCUCAUUGGCCAACGCAUCGAUACAGUCUUGCAAGAACAUAGAGUCCAAAAACACAAUGAAACAUACACACUGCUGCCACAAACCCAAAGUAUUCACAUCGUGUGUGUGUGUGUGUGUGUGUGUGUGCGCGCGCGCGCGCAUGACUGGAAAAAAAGAGGUGAGCGGAGGGUGAAGGUGUCUAGGAGGUUCAGUCUGUUCCUCUGUCUCCCCCUCUCCUCCUGCUGUCCUGCAGCAGAUCAUUCCGGAGCGGGCUGAAACCUCAGCAGUGGCGGCCACUUUUCGGCCGGGUGGCGGGUGUUUUGGGUCAGGCUCCAAUUGGGCAACAAAACCGCUCUCUCCAAAGAUGGAGCUCAGUGACAUCGCACAGGACAAACCAGCUCUCUCAUUGUUGUAUUUGUUUGUAUUUUUCUUCUUCUAGCAUUCAUUUUAUUUUUAUUUUAUUUUAAAAAUUAAUUUUUAAGGCUAAUGUCCUUGUAGGCAUUAUGGUCAAUAUUGUUACUCUUAUUGUUAUUACUGUUUUCUGUAAAAGAGGUUUUAUUAUAAUGAAUAUAUUAUUAUUAUUAUUAUUAUUAAAGGAAAAACAUUUCUGUGUUGCAAGGACAACAAUGUUGUUCUUCGAUUACUUAAGUAAUUCUGCACUUUCGGUUCAAGCUAUCCUCUGUUUCCACCCCUCCUUGCAGUUUCUCGAUCUCUGUCAUGCGGUUACCCUGCUUUCCAAAUCCACCCUCCCCACCUCCUCCAGCCCAGCGACUUUUCACCCACCUUGUGUACCCCCUUUUCUCCAUCCUCCUUUCCCAUGUCAGUGACAGUGUACUGCAUUGUGGGUAGUUUUACCAGACAUUUGCUCCUUUCCUUGUACAGUGAUGCCAUGUAUAGAACGCUAUUGCAAUAUCUAUAAUAUCAAAUGUUUUCUUUUUUGUUACUUGUUUGUUUUUCAGAUGUUGGGGAGGCUUUUUUUAUAUCUAUUGUUUAUCAUUUGUAUUUUUGGAUGUCUUCAAAAUGUAUUCUUUUUGUUUUUUUGUUUGUUUUAUGAAUCUUGAGAUUUCUAGCCAAAAGAGGACAGAGAGAAGAGACAGUGCUCUUUCUGUGUCGUAAAAAAAAGAUUGUUCUUAUUUGUUUUAAUAUUAUUAUAUCGAGACACUUGAAUAAGAGGAGAGUAAUUAUUUUGUUUUGCAAAGUAUCAUUUCAAUCGAUGUUGUUGUGACUGUCAUUCUUGAUGUUGGGCCUGUUUUCUGUUAACGGGGUAGUUGUGGCAGGCUAUACAGGGUCAGGCUUUGGGCUUUGUCUGGGUUGGUUCGGGUGCUACAGAGACUUGACACUCUUAAUAUAAAAAAGUAAAAAAAAAAAGACAACAAACAAGGGAAUAACUUGUAAAAUAGCUGACAUAUCAUCCUAAACAUCACAAGUGUGGAGAUGGACAACCUCCCCCCCCCCCUUCUUUUUCUCUCACGCUGCCCUACCUGUCUGCUGUGAUCCUCCCAUCUUCUACUACAUCGGCUUCUGAUUGGAUGACGCCUUAUGGACAUGGCCCCUCCUCCAAAGCUAACCCUGUUAUAAUGGCAACCAAGGAGGAAUCUACAACUACUACUACUCGACCCUCUCACACCCCUCUUUUUGGUAAACAUAUCUCGUUUCGGCCCCCAAAAAAUCCUGGAAGUUUAUAUCAGAGGACACGAUGGCUGCGUUUCAUGAACAGUCAGUGGAUGAUGGUUUGGACACACCUCCAAACCACAAAAGGGAAACGUUUCAGGAGGUGACCAUAGGAAUGAAUUGUUUGAUUUGGACUUCCACAGCAGGGGAAUACAAGGUUGUGGUCAGAGCGAGCGGGAAGGGUGUGCCCGCCUUAAACUUGUCCGCCGAGGUCUGUGCCCUAAGCUGAGCGAGGCUCAAGCACAUCCAGAUGGGGGUUACAGCACACUGGGGACAACAGCAGAAGGUUGAUCCCCACCCUUUUCUCCCUUUUUUUUUUUUUAUAAAAUUUUUAUUGUUUGACCUCUUUAUCCUCCCAUAUACAGAACCCUUGGAUAUUGAGUCUAUAUUGGGCCAGCAAGAGACUGUGGUGCCAAAAAAAAAAAAAUCAAGCUCCACUUGUAUGUGUUUAUACUGGCCAGAUUUCACAAUACCUGGCUGCUCGGUUGACUUUUUGUAUGCUACAUACAUCUGAGAGCUGUAGAUGGUGUCACGCAGCGCCUGUGCUUUCCCUUUGCACCAACUUCCUGUUUACCAAAAUCUCCUCCUCCUCCUCAGAGCAGAUGGGAUCACCUUUAGCGGCAGAUCCGAAUCUCUAAAACAAGAGGAGCAUACAGGAAGAGUAAACAGCCAAGUGGGAUGGAUUCAAGAAAAUAAUGUGUUUUCUGUUCCUUCGCAAACUGAGGCAGUGUCUCGUCGGGCAGAAGAAGCUUUGUUUCCGUUCCAUCUCGGUAGUCCCUCCAGUUCGCGGUCAUUCCUCUUUCAGAUCUGUCCUCCUGUUUUCUCUCAUUGUUUACUCCAAGCCAAAACUGAGAUCUGGAAGAGAAAGAACGCUUGUUGGGUAUUGGAGAGGAAACGACUAGAAUGGAAGACAUUGCAUGUCUCUUGUCCCAUGGCAGGAAAGAAACUCUAAAAUUAAGACGAGAGGCUCCACCUUGUCUAAUGUCAUGACCAGUACCACAGCUGUUGUUUCAGAUCUGUAUCGAGGGGGGAGCAGAGGCACGCAGGAAAGGACAGUUUGAGUGAAUGAAAAACACUGAAGAUGAUUCAGAGGUAAUGGGAAGGAGAGAGCUGCUUCACACUCUUCUGCCUGAUCAGACUGACCCUUCUCCCCCAUUUUCUUUGUCUUAACUUUUUCAUCCCUGCCCCUUUUUUCUUUUCUCUCUCUCCCUGCCUCCCUGCUCAGCAAGCAGCUCUCUGCUCUACUCAUAUUUCUUAGGUUCAUUUUGUUUUCUAUUGGCUCAUUUUGUCAUUUUUUUUUGUUAUGUUCAUUUCUGUUGAGUACAAAAAUACUAAAGUGCAACAACAAUGAUUUAAAAAGAAUAUCAACCAAACUGAGAUGAAUAAAUAAAGAAAUAUAUAUAAAUAAAGAAAUAAUUUAAAAAGCU
This is a messenger RNA of Micropterus salmoides (largemouth bass), 7435 nucleotides long. RefSeq names its product SIK family kinase 3 (gene sik3). Gene Ontology annotation, cellular component: cytoplasm. The record is from RefSeq and is a predicted model, not a curated record. Gene Ontology annotation, biological process: intracellular signal transduction; protein phosphorylation; microtubule cytoskeleton organization. Gene Ontology annotation, molecular function: ATP binding; protein serine/threonine kinase activity; tau-protein kinase activity. Lineage: Eukaryota; Metazoa; Chordata; Actinopteri; Centrarchiformes; Centrarchidae.